UUUAUGCCUCACUCCUUUUUGUCUGAAUCGCAGACGAUUGUUUCUUUACUGAUUUUUUGCUCUUCUUUUUCUUUUUUAAUCUUUUUUUUUUUUUUUUCUUUUUAACAUGUGCUGCCACUUAACAGACGGAGAAGCAAGAACGCCGCAUGACAUGCUGUAAGCAUAGAGGAAUCCACCCAAGCCAACACAGCCUGAUCCUUUACAAUAAGGUACCAGUGCUGCAACCGUAUAGCAGAGUGCCCUUUAAUGCAGACUCCUCCCAUUCUGACUGUGUUUUCUCUGCAAAAAGCAAAGAAGGAAAGCUGUCCUGGAUUAUAUUUGAGAGGUCAGCUUGGAUCUGAUAUCCAGUGGGUAAAGGACAAUUUAGUGAAUCCGUCCAUGGGCGGUUACACAUAGCAGGAGGUACAUCAUCAGUGGCUCCCAAAAGACUGAAGACAACCAUUACAGGACCUGGGAGCAGUAGCAGCUGGGGAAUGAAGUGGUGAUUGGACGCUGGACCUGUCAUCGCUAGAGGACAGCACAUUGUGAAAUCGAGAACAUUCACUAAUGAAAAAACGAAAUAGCCUUGUUGCCAAAAAAGAAACAACAUUGAGCGCAAAAAGAAUUUCAAAAAGAACAUUAGAACAAUUAUCAACAUCGGAGGAUGAAUCUGCCCCUGAAUAUGUUCAGGCUAAAUCACAGAAAACAAUCCGCAAACAGGCAGAAGCAGCUGCUGCACGGCAGUUACUUGAUGCUCUGAAAGAUAACGAAGAUGAGGAUGAAGCAGCAGAAAGAUGCAGGAAAAUGGAAAACCGGAUUAAGCACUUGGAAGAAGAAAACCAACAACUGAGACAGUUAAUUGUUACAGAGUUGCCUGGUGUAUUAGAUACUCUGAAAACCACAACAGCGCAGCUAAUAGCACUGAAGAAUGGUGGUGGCAGUUCAUCCUGUGUGGGUGUAUCGUGUGCAUCAGCAUCCGUCCCAUCUGAAGAGUUCAGCUCAUCUCCUUGUCAAGCAUCGUACUCUAGACCUAAACUGAUGGAGCUACAUCCUGGUACUGGUGUGUACUUGUCUGUAUCACAGUGGACGGCAGCACAUCAAUGUCGUACAGCUUCUGCAUUUGUUAGAGCUGUUCUUGUGUGUUUAUUUGACACAGAAACGUUAAUAAAAAGUAACUUUAAAGGCGGUGCCUCCAAGCGGCUGACAGAUGGAGAGAAGCGGGUGCAGUUAGACCCUGUGAAAACAUCAGCUUUGGCAGCUGCUACUUUGGAAAUGUUUCCUGGGACUUCAAAAGGUGUAAUAAGUGAUGCUAUUAACAGAAAAAUUGCGGAAUUGAAGUAUCGCCUGAAGGAAACAUUAGGAACCUCAACAGAGUACAACAAAUAAACGUUUAUGUUGUUAAUGUCAUUUACCACAGUUGUAACCACUUUCUGUUCUGUGUUGUUUCUUUUUUUAUACUUACAUGAUAAUAAAGUUUUUUUGUUUUGUUUUGU
Messenger RNA from Rana temporaria (common frog), 1472 nucleotides. RefSeq lists its product as uncharacterized. The record is from RefSeq and is a predicted model, not a curated record. The coding region runs from base 547 to 1365 and encodes 272 amino acids. Gene Ontology annotation, molecular function: DNA binding. The transcript is spliced from 7 exons. Lineage: Eukaryota; Metazoa; Chordata; Amphibia; Anura; Ranidae.